GAAGAGUAGACGGCGAUGGCGACGACGGGAGUUGCUUUACCGUUUAUUUAGUCUGAGCGAAGUAAAGUCGAAGAAGCUGCUACUCUCUGACAUUCUUAAAGAUUACGAAAAUUUAAGCACACAGAAACACAUGGAGGACGAUUCAUCACAUGAUGCUUUCAGGACAUUAAUGGAUGACCCUCCUCAGCCAUCUGAAUUGCCAUUAUCCAGCCCAUUCAGCAGCAAACCCCUGGAGCACGAAUUUUCAUGUCACUGUUGCUACAACAUCCUGGUGAACCCCACCACUUUGACCUGCGGCCAUAACUUUUGCCGCCAUUGUCUGGCUUUGUGGUGGGAAUCCUCACACAAGAAUGAAUGCCUCGAGUGCCGUGAGAAGUGGGAAGGCUUUCCUAAAAUCAACAUACUGCUGAGAGAUGCAAUUGAAAAGCUCUUCAGUGACGUUGUGCAGCGGAGGCAAGCAGAGAUCCAGGCUGAUCCGAAAAUCUUACAUAGUUUGCUGGCAUUCCAAAGAUAUGGUGAUAACUUGGGACGAUCCAGGACAAACCAGCACAAAGGAGCUGGCUUUUUCUUUUCUGGAGUCCUUGUUGCACUCACGUGUGUGACUGUGAUGGUGCUGGUGUAUCACUGGAGCACCGGUGUGGUUGAGCAGCACGAGCUGUUGAUCAGUAAACCUGUCUCUCGCUGGACGUCAGAGGAAGUUACAUCCUGGUUGGAACUUCUGGGGCCCUGGGCCCAGCUGUACAGGAACUCCUUCCAGCAGGAGAAUGUUAAUGGAAGAUUGCUGUUGAUGCUGGGGGAUGAAGAGCUUUCAAAGCCGCCUUACAACAUCGAGAAUCAGACUCAUCGACGGGCUGUUCUGGCUGAACUGGACAGACUUAAAGAAUUAGGGGUCAAACCUCCACAGAACCUCUGGGAGUACAAGGCAGCUAAUGCUGGGAAGUCUCUGUUCUUGUUGUACGCACUGAAGAACUCCCCUCGCCUCACUCUCUUCUACCUGUAUUUAUUUGACUACUCUGAAACCUUCCUGCCCUUCCUGCACACCUGCUGUCCCGCCAUCACCAUCGAUGAAUCGGUGGAGGGCAGCUUCUUCAGCACACAGCUGGAGCCCAGCUGGCAACAGUGGGCAGAGUUUCUGGUGAAGUACUUCCUGCUUCCGUACCAGCUGAUUGCAGAGUUUGCUUGGGAUUGGCUAUCAGUCCACUACUGGACGUCUCGUUUCAUUAUUGUGAACGCCAUGCUUCUGUCUGUGUUGGAAGGUUGCGCCCUGUGGAGGCUCUCGACCACAGCCAGGAUCAGGACGCUGCCGCACAUGAUGUGGAACCAUUUAUGGAAGAUGUUGUCUCAGGGGUUUGCCUUUGCUGCCUUGUGGCCUUUUGUCCCGCAGUUUGUGUGCAACUGCCUGUUCUACUGGGCUCUCUACUUCAGUCCCAUCAUUAACAUAGACCUGGUGGUGCAGCAGCUGACACGUGCAGACACACAGGCACUUUGAGGGGCUGUGUGUGGUCAGUUUGUGUUCAGGAUGGACGCUUAAACUUCCACUGGAAGAUUCCAGUCUACAUUCCACUGCUGGAUUGUGCCGAUGUGGAAUGAGAGAAGAACUGUGCUAAAUCUGAAGAUCUGCAUUUAAUGAGAGGACGUGGUCUCUACACAAGGAGCCACAUUGCCUGAAUGUUCCACGGGUUCUUCUGCACACAGGCCAGUUUGCUGGUGGUGAAGUUUAGUGCAGAAUCCAGUGAAGGAUGAUCUUUUUAUGCACUAUAAUAGGAUCCAUUCCUUUUUUCUUUUUUUUUUUGUCUUCAUGAUAUUUGAGUUAAAUGCAAGCUGCUGCUUCAGAAAACAAAGUUCUAAUGAGUGGAAAUAACCAAAUGAAGCAGUAUUAUAAACUUUAAUGCUCUUAUUCGUUGGAGCUUCCUUUUGGUUCUGGCAGAGUAUUUUCAUUGUUUGGCAACAUGACUGUAGAUGAUAUCAAAAGAUGUGACUUUAUGUUGACUGCUCAGGUUAUCAGGUUACUAUAUUAGUGAUUUGUGGGAAAAGUGACAUGCAGUUGUCUUAAAUAUAAAAAACAUAUUCCAGUAAGAGUUUGGCCAGUUCACAUAAAAAACAAACGGGUGUUCUUAAUUUCUUGGUGAAAGAUACUAAAACUGAUCUUUUAUAAUUUUAAGAAAAACAGAUUUUAUUUGCUUGUAUAAUUUUCUUUUUAAAUUAACAUUUUGUCUGUUUUUUUAGGUGGCAGAGUAAAUGAUUUUAUUUUUCCAUUGUCAUUUUGCACUUUGUUCUACACUGUGAUUUUGUUUAUCUAAUAAAGAUGGCAAAAAUAAAUAUUGAUGGAG
Messenger RNA from Thalassophryne amazonica, 2330 nucleotides. Its product is annotated as bifunctional apoptosis regulator-like. Gene Ontology annotation, biological process: proteasome-mediated ubiquitin-dependent protein catabolic process. The transcript is spliced from 9 exons. Gene Ontology annotation, cellular component: nucleus. The record is from RefSeq and is a predicted model, not a curated record. The coding region runs from base 131 to 1489 and encodes 452 amino acids. Lineage: Eukaryota; Metazoa; Chordata; Actinopteri; Batrachoidiformes; Batrachoididae. Gene Ontology annotation, molecular function: metal ion binding; ubiquitin protein ligase activity; protein binding.